Pomacea canaliculata is the source of this 2061-nucleotide messenger RNA. RefSeq names its product histone deacetylase 3-like. The record is from RefSeq and is a predicted model, not a curated record. The transcript is spliced from 14 exons. Bases 110 to 1408 code for a protein of 432 amino acids. Lineage: Eukaryota; Metazoa; Mollusca; Gastropoda; Architaenioglossa; Ampullariidae. Gene Ontology annotation, molecular function: histone deacetylase activity.
CAAACUCUCUAAUGAUGAAAGAAGAGUUUGCGUCUUUUUUUGUUCGUAAUAUGUUAACUGCUAGAUUUCACCAUUUCUGUUAUAAUGUUUGAUGUGUGAACGGUAAAGCAUGUCUAACCCUUCAGUUGUUUAUUUUUACGACCUCGAUGUGGGCAACUUCCAUUAUGGUCCAGGCCAUCCGAUGAAACCUCAUAGGAUUUCUUUGACACACAGCCUUGUGCUUCACUAUGGACUGCACAAAAAAAUGAAGGUCUACCGACCCUACCGAGCAACAUAUCAUGACAUGUGCCGCUUUCACUCGGAAGAUUAUAUUGACUUCUUGAAAAGAGUGACACCUCUCAAUGUUCAAACAUUUACAAAAUCUUUAACUCACUUCAAUGUUGGAGAAGACUGUCCCGUUUUUGAUGGGAUGUUUGAUUUUUGCUCCAUGUACACUGGCGCAUCUCUGGAAGGAGCUGUAAAAUUAAACAACAAACACUGUGACAUUGCUAUCAAUUGGUCUGGUGGUCUGCAUCAUGCCAAGAAAUUUGAAGCUUCCGGGUUUUGCUACGUGAAUGAUAUUGUCAUUGCCAUCCUUGAACUUCUAAAAUACCACCAGCGUGUCUUGUACAUUGACAUUGACAUCCACCAUGGGGAUGGUGUACAGGAAGCAUUUUACCUCACAGAUCGUGUCAUGACAGUUUCUUUCCAUAAGCACGGCAACUUGUUUUUUCCUGGCACAGGUGACAUGUAUGAGAUUGGUGCUGACAGUGGCAGGUACUAUUCUGUCAAUGUGCCUCUGAAGGAAGGAAUUGAUGACAGUACAUACAUGAGUGUCUUUAAGCCUGUCAUUCAAAGUGUGAUGGAAUUUUACCAGCCCACCUGUGUUGUUUUACAGUGUGGUGCUGACUCUCUUGGUAGUGACCGCCUUGGCUGUUUUAACCUAAGUGUCAAAGGCCAUGGAGAGUGCGUGCAGGUUGUCAAAGAGUAUGGGCUCCCCAUGCUGGUGCUUGGUGGGGGAGGGUACACAAAGCGCAAUGUAGCACGCUGCUGGACCUUCGAGACCUCAGUGCUCUUGAAUGAGCAAAUAAGCAACGAGAUACCCUACAAUGAAUACCUUGAGUAUUUUGCUCCAGAUUUCUCCCUGCACCCUGACAUCAGCACCAAACAAGAAAAUCUUAAUACUAAACAGUAUUUAGACUAUAUUCGACAAACAACACAUGAGAACCUGAAAAAUCUUAUAGCUGCACCUAGUGUACAGAUGCAUGAUGUAGCUCCAGACCUGCUUAGUCUGGAAAAUACAGAGGAGCCUGAUCCUGAUGUGCGCAUGAGUGAGGAAGACAUGGAUAAGAGGGUGGAACCAGCAAAUGAAUUUUACGAUGGAGAAAAAGACAAUGAUAAAGAAAAUGAAGGAUUCUUAGAUGUCUGAUAGGCAACUCAUGUCAUUGUGUAACAUUCUUUGUGAGAUCUCGUCACUUCAGCCAGGAAAUUAAUUGGUAAUCUACUUUCAGUUUGUCAAGUCUGCAUAUGUGAAUAACUUCCAGAUGAUGUUGGUCAUGUGGUUACAAGAUUUAUUUUGCCAUUGGCUGUUACAGAAUGUUCAUGUCACAGCAAACACUGCCUUCUGUAAAUAGGGCUAUACAAUUGUUGCAGCAUUUGUGGUGUAGCUGAUACAAUCGUCAUGUCACGUGGUAUUUGCUAGAACUGAAAUGAUGUUUUCUAAACACAGUGCCAUGAUAACAGAUUUUUUUAGGAGAUGCAAUGAGAGAUCUGGGCAGAAGACAUGAAUUUCUGUCUCAAUGGAGAAUUUUUGUGUGGCUGAAUAAGAAUUGUCUUUACGUUGCAAAAUGUGUGUGUGUGUGCACAGUCAUAUGUGUGUGUGCGCACUUGCACAUGCAUGUUUGAGAGUAAAUGCAAACAUAUCCAUGUGUAUGCAAGGGUGUGUUGGAAAGUUCCGAGAUUACAGUGAAAAGCAGGUUAAGUAGUUAAACAGUAGUGAAUGAAACAAUUGCUUGUAAAAGGAAGUAUUGGUAUUAUGGAUCUUUUGAAACAAACUGAAUUAAAAUUAAUUUUGAAUACUUA